AGUAACAGCGCGCUCCCGAUGCAGCACGGCGUUUAUUUAGAUAGUUUAGUAACCAGAAAUCCCCCUGGGAAUAAAUCCAUGUUUUUACACCCGUAUGGGGGACGGAGAGUGAAGUAUUUGGAAAACAUGGACACGACUUUGGAGUAAAGUGUUCACGACUUGUUGAAGUGUAAAAAAGCGGGUUCCGGUGGCGAUAUUUUUUCUGUCAGGAAGUUUGACGUAUUCGGCUGGAGAUUAUUUGUUACUUUGUUUUGCUUUGGGGGGGGAAGUUGUGGACUGCAGUCUGCUACAGAAACUGCACGCAAACUCUGUGACUCCGAGAAAAGACUGCGUUUUCUUUCACAUUAGUCAGUUUUAAUACUUUUAGCAACCCUAAUUUACCUACGAAGCUCUGCGAGGUGUAAAACAUCGAUGGAGUUAAUCGAACUCCCCUAAAAUAAAUCGAGGUUAUGUGUACAACAACGUGAGCCAGUUUUUGCAACAUGUCGCGCACUUAAUAAAGUAUACUUCUUAUGCAUUCACAUGCAUUCUUAUAUGUUUUUUUAAACCAUAUUUAAGUUGCAAUGAUAUAAGGAUAUCUGCAGCCUGCUGUAUUGUGGACUCCAACCUGGCAACGCAAAGAAGGACAAUCUGCAAAUUUAGCAGGAAGAGGGGCUAUCAAAAUCACGGAAAUCGUUCGGUCUUUUCCUCUGGCGAAGCUGUUGCUUACAAAUGGAUUUCAAACAGGCCAUACAGUUAUUCUUACACCUUUCUUGGUGGUUUUUGUGCUCCGUGAUUGGCGGUAUUCAGCGCCCUGAUCUGCAUGCUUAGCAGAGUCGUCUGUGAACAAUGAAAACAUGUUUUGGAAAUUUAAGUUUUCCAAAGGUCCGAGGCUGCAGCGGAUCAGGAGUUAGUCUCUGGGACACAGCUGGAGAAGCCUGAUGUAGCCCGCUUUUUCGAACAUUUUCUGUGUACAAAUCACAGCUGUCUGUUUGUUUUUACAACCUGGAGACUAUCCGUUUGUGUGAGUGCGUUAAUUUUCCGUUGAAGAAGAAGAGUUAUCUGGGGGGGGUCAGCCCCGCCAUGGCACCCCACUCUCACACACGCUCACCGGUGUGACGGUCUGCCGGUGGACACCGAUGGACGUGAGCGACGGCUGGAACUACUGCGUCAUCCCUGCUGCGAGACACCGGUGACGCAAACCACAGGCUGUUGGUGAGUUUGCACACCACAGACACGUUUCUGAGGACUUGGUUUGAAGACCACGUGAGCUUACAUUGCCACAAUGAACGAGAGGCAGGCUCUCCACUCUAUAAUGAAGGACCUGGUUGCCCUCCAGAUGACGCGGCGCCAGCCUGUGUUGUCAUAUGACGGCAACAAACCCAAGAUACCUGCCCAGGCCAACAGACAGGACGAUGUCAGGAUAAAGUUUGAGUUCUCAGGAGAGAGGAGGAUCCUGAUGUUUGGAAGGCCUGUGCAGUUUGAGGAAAUCCACCAGAAAGUAAAGACUGUCUUUGGCCAGCAGCUUGACCUGCACUAUAUGAACAAUGAGUUGUCCAUCCCCCUGCGAGACCAGGAUGACCUGGACAAGGCAAUCGACCUGCUGGACCGCAGCUCCAACAUGAAGAGCAUCAGGAUCAUGCUGCUCACUCAGGAGCACAGCAAUGCCCCCUCCCCCUCCCACCACGUGCCGUGUAAGCAGGUGAGGGUCAAACCCUCGCAGUCCACUGGAGACGUUAGCACGGCCUACCAAUCGUCAGAGCCCAGGGGACGCCACCUAUCAACUGGUUCUCAGAACACGGGGCGAAGCUCACCGCCUCCUGGCUACGUGCCUGAACGCCAGCAGAGGAUCGCCCGCCAAGGUUCAUACACCAGCAUCAACAGCGAGGGGGAGUUCAUCCCUGAGACCAGCGAUCAGUGUGUGCUGGAUCCUUGGAGCAGUGCAGACAAUUCUGUUUCUGGCAGCUGUCAGUCUUUAGACAGCAACUCAGACAGCCCCUCACUGAGAAAGUCUCGAAUGCAUAGAGCAAAGAGUUAUCCUGAUAAUCGUCAGGAGGGCUCAGACCGGGAGAAUCAUGUGUAUGACAGGGUAGCAGGGAAAGGAGGCACCUUUCCUCGUAGGUAUCACGUCUCCCUGCAUCAUAAAGACCACAGUGAAGGCCGGCGGACGUUCCCGAGGAUCCGCCGCCCCCAGGGGAACCUGUUCACUCUGGUGCCCUCGCGCCGGUCACUCAAUGGCAGCGAGGAGAGUGUGGGCAGCUGGCAGCAUGUCGACACUCAGGGCAGGCUGCGGCCCCAAGAGCGUCCUGUCGCGCACAAGUCACCCAGUGCUCCGAUGACAUGGCGGCGGGGGAAGCUUCUGGGCCAGGGAGCGUUCGGUCGUGUGUACCUGUGUUACGAUGUGGAUACUGGGAGAGAACUGGCUGCCAAGCAGGUCCAGUUUGAUCCAGAGAGUCCUGAGACGAGCAAGGAGGUCAGCGCUUUGGAGUGUGAAAUCCAGUUGCUGAAAAAUCUGCACCACGAGCGCAUUGUUCAGUACUACGGCUGUCUGAGGGACCACAAUGAGAAGACCCUCACCAUCUUCAUGGAGUACAUGCCGGGGGGUUCAGUCAAAGAUCAGCUGAAGGCCUACGGGGCGUUGACAGAAAACGUGACACGGAAGUACACAAGACAGAUCCUGGAGGGCAUGUCCUAUCUGCACAGCAACAUGAUCGUACACCGGGACAUCAAAGGUGCCAACAUCCUGCGGGAUUCAGAGGGCAACGUGAAGCUCGGAGACUUUGGAGCCAGCAAGAGGCUGCAGACCAUCUGCAUGUCUGGCACCGGCAUCCGCUCUGUGACCGGCACCCCGUACUGGAUGAGCCCCGAGGUGAUCAGUGGAGAGGGCUACGGGAGGAAAGCUGACGUCUGGAGCCUUGGUUGUACCGUGGUAGAGAUGCUGACGGAAAAGCCUCCAUGGGCUGAAUACGAGGCUAUGGCGGCCAUAUUCAAGAUCGCCACCCAGCCCACCAACCCACUGCUGCCUUCACACACCUCGGACCAGGCACGGGACUUCAUCAGCUGCAUUUUUGUGGAGGCCAAACACAGACCCAGUGCUGAGGAGCUGCUCAGACAUCCCUUCUCCCAGAUUCUGUGCUGAAACCUGCCCGGUUUCUAACUUUUUAUCACAGACUAGCCUAAUCAGUAUCUGUAGCUUCCUUGAAACCCAUCCAUGGCAGAAAUCCGGACGUGGAACUGGACUAGAAGUCAGUGUAAAACCCAACAUGCCUCUUCCCCCACGUCCAACAGCAGCAUCUAUUUCUUGAAUACCAAUGCCAGUACAUGCUCUUACACGAGUCACCACCAGGGGGAAACAAAACAUUAAGUAUCUGGUGGGCAGCGGAUCCUUACAAACACUCUUAUGUGCACAAAUGAUGCACUCCAAAGACAGCAUCAUUAAGUCAUGCUACAGUUGUUUAUUCAUCCAGUUGCCUCUCCUGUAUUUGCGUUCACUUCUUUGAGCAGGGAUCAGGUAUUUGACAUCAUUUCAAAGCUUCAGCACACACCUGGUGCACAACAGUGUUCAUUAUUCCCCCCCCUCCUCUUUGUCUAGUUUCUUUUUCAAGAAAACUAAGAUCUUAGAGUAGUUAAAAGCUAUGUUUGAUGCAUUGCUUACUAGAUGAUUGAGUAUAUUGAAUGAAACACAGAUGUUGGAGAUAUGUGUAGAGUAGCUACACUGGAGUUUAUAUAACAGAACAAGUCUUUAUUUUAGUUCCACAGUUUAACAUCAUUUAGUAAACUGGUAAAAAUGUAGGAACAAAAAGUUUCUCCACUGACACGUUUUCUUUAUCAUAGUGCAGCAAAGUGGAUGUUUUUUUUCAUCAAGAUGGUUAGAUGAGUUUUGAAGACUCUGGAAAUGCCUUCAGAGCAGUGGUGAUUGUAAUAAUAGAGAUUCUAACUGAGGCUAUGCAGCCACAGGACCUGAUUUAAGUCAGAGAUACAACUUGAAAUGUUUCUCCAAAGCAGAAAACACUCCCUCCACAAUCACUAUUGCUGCCUCCUAACUGUAGAAGUAUGAGGAUGAGAUAUAACAGUGUCCGAUGAGAUGAGGGUGGAUUUUUCUUUUUGACUUCUCUCUCAUGUUUUACAUUUCGCCUCAAUGUGACUUAUCCAUCUACCUGCCAUUCUCUUCUUGUAGCUCUUCAGCAUCACAGGUGUUCUCAACCGACAAAGUGCCAAAAAGGGGCCGAUGAAAUGCCUCAGACUUGAUCAGUUUUAUAUGAAAGUUGGGCAGAUGCUUUAAACUGUUAAAAGUACAAAAUAUAUUUCCGUUGGCUUUUGCCUAAUAUGUCUGGCGCAAACAUUCCUGACUGAGAAGCCUUAGUUUGAGGAUCCAUUUUAAAUCAGAUGCACUUUUAUGUCAAAUGAAUGUUUUUGUCCUCUUUACCAAAUUCAUAAAUAUUGUUAACUUCAAAUGUGAAAAAUGUUAAAACUUUAUUUAUAUCCCCAUGUCUAUCCCAAUUCGAUGUUUUAUAAGCCAAUAUGUAUAAAUAUAUUUUUAUAUUUAGACUGUGUCAUAUCUAAUGAUACUUUCAGGACUAAGUAAAUCAUUGAAAGCAGCUGGUUUUGCAGACAUUGGGGUUUAUAAAAGAAGAAUGGGUGAGAAACAAACUCUGCCUGUCUGGUUCCUCUUCCAGCUAAAAAACCUUUCCACACAUUCUUAGGAAACGUUUACUUAUAACUUAUAACGCUUUGACACAUCGAUAAGGUGUCAUGAAUGAAGCCUUUAAAUGCUUAACUGCUGGGAGUACUUUUCUGUGAUCUCAGUAAUGAAAGAGUGUGUGUGAGCCAAAGACAAGCCGGAUCAGAGCCAGUGCUGGAGCGCAGAGUUCCCUGUUCAUCCCAUACGACGACUUUGUUUAUCCCAGGGUUCAGACGAGUCCAGUAUUUAAUGAAUUUCUGGGCAAAAUGCUUGCUGCUGCCUUAAAGCUAAUAUAAGAACUUUCUCUGGGGCUGCUACAGGUUAAAGGCAGCUAAAAUAUGUUCAGUGUUUAAACAUUUUUUUUUUUUAAGGAAAAGACAGUAAAGAACCCUGUGGUAAGCAAAUUAAUACAAACUAGUUGUUUAGAGAUCUAUAUAUUAUAAAUGAUGAUGUAUCACGACAGGACUUGCAGUGCAAAGUCUAAUGUAUCAAAUGUAUUUUACAGCAAGAAAAUAAUAGUAUGUUUUAAUGAAAGUGUUUAUAUAUUAUAUGUCAUGCCCUCUCUCCAAAAUAAAUAGUUUUUAAGAA
Messenger RNA from Gymnodraco acuticeps, 5248 nucleotides. RefSeq names its product mitogen-activated protein kinase kinase kinase 3 (gene map3k3). The transcript is spliced from 17 exons. Gene Ontology annotation, biological process: protein phosphorylation. The record is from RefSeq and is a predicted model, not a curated record. The coding region runs from base 1265 to 3118 and encodes 617 amino acids. Gene Ontology annotation, molecular function: ATP binding; protein binding; protein kinase activity. Lineage: Eukaryota; Metazoa; Chordata; Actinopteri; Perciformes; Bathydraconidae.